This is a messenger RNA of Raphanus sativus (radish), 694 nucleotides long. RefSeq lists its product as uncharacterized. Bases 74 to 577 code for a protein of 167 amino acids. Gene Ontology annotation, molecular function: zinc ion binding. NCBI's taxonomy places the organism in Eukaryota, Viridiplantae, Streptophyta, Magnoliopsida, Brassicales, Brassicaceae. The transcript has 4 exons. The record is from RefSeq and is a predicted model, not a curated record.
GUAAAGCACCACCACCACGAUCAGAAGAAGCAGAAGAAGAAGAAGAAGAAGGAGAAUCGUGUGGAGAAGGGAGAUGGUGAACUAUGUGCUUAAAAUAACGGCAGAUCUCGAGAAUCUCACUAAUCUCCAGCCUUCCGGUGGCUGCGACGAUCCCAACUUCCCUUACCUCUUCAAGUUGAAAUGUGAAAGAUGCGGAGAGGUGACUCAGAAGGAAACAUGUGUGACUUUGAAUGAGACUUUUACUCCUCCUGGUGGCAGGGGUUCUUGUCAUCUUGUUCAGAAGUGUAAGUUCUGUGGAAGGGAAGGGAAUGUGACAAUGAUCCCGGGGAAAGGUCGACCUUUAACUCUUGAAGAUUCCGAGGCUGGAGAACAUGCUCCUCUUAUGGUCUUUGACUGUCGAGGAUAUGAGCCAAUCGAUUUCGGGUUUGGCGGAUUUUGGAAAGCUCAAGCUGAAUCUGGAACUAAGUUUGAUGAGAUUGAUUUGUCGAGCGGAGAGGAGUUCACGGAGUAUGAUGAGAAGGGCGAGUGCCCGGUUAUGAUAUCAAACUUCCGUGCAAGCUUCACCGUCACCAAGUAAAGUAGCUGAGCGUCUAUUCUUCUAUCUUCUGAUUCUCUCUGCACACUUAGGUGUAUGUAAAAACAAUGAGAAGAUUGUUACUCAAGUUCUAAUAAAGUUGCUACGUUCUGAAACUUA